AUGACAAAAAAGUUAGUUAAAAGUUCUUUUUCUAAAAUUUACAAUUUGUGUUCACAAAUACCAACAGGGCAUGUCUCGACCUAUAAGUAUAUUGCUGAAUAUCUUCAUACCUCGCCGCGGAUGGUCGGUCAAGCUCUUAAAAAUAAUCCUUUUUCUUCCUCACAAGUUCCUUGUCACCGGGUUAUUGCUUCUAAUUAUUUUAUUGGGGGUUAUUAUGGAGAGUGGGGAGAAGGAGAAAAAGUUGCUACUAAGCGAAAAUUAUUGGCCGAAGAGGGGGAAUUAUUUUCUGAAAUAAGUAAAGAGGAACAGAGUGCUCUAUCUUCUGAAAUUGAAGAUCUUGAAGUAAAAAAAGACAGAUUGAUUAAUAAAAUUAAAGAACAAAUAAUUGAAGAAGAGGGUAUUAGUCAAAGUGUUGUUAUGGAAAUCCGCCCGGGGCCAGGGGGGGAUGAGGCUGGCCUAUUUGUCCGUGAUCUAUAUCGGAAAGGGGUUUUUAACUAUCUAAGAAACGAAACCGGAGUGCAUCGGGUUCAAAGAAUUCCCGAAACUGCAAAAGUAGGAAAGAUGCAUACUUCUACUGCCACAGUGGUUAUCUUGCCAGAAUUUCAGGAUAUAAAGUUAGAUAUUUCCGAAAAGAACCUGAAAAUAGAAACUUGUCGUUCUAGCGGAGCCGGGGGUCAACAUGUUAAUACUACUGAUUCGGCUGUAAAGGUGACUUAUACUUAUACCACCAAUGGCAAAACUGAAACCAUUACAGCCACUUCCCAAGAUGGAAGAAGCCAGCACGAUAACCGUGCCAGAGCCUUAACUGUUCUAAAAGACCGACUAUUAGAAAAACUACAAACCGACCAAGCCAAAGAAGUUGGAAAUUUGCGUUCCUCUAUGAUUGGCACUGCUGAACGUUCAGAAAAUUUCCGAACUUACAAUUUUCAAGAAAAUCGAGUAGUUGAUAAACGUCUUAAAAUAAAAUUACGCGGCAAAGUCGACCGGGUUAUGGAAGGAGAUUUAGAAGAAAUAUGUCAAAAGUCAAUUGAUUAUGAAGUGGAGAAAAGGAUAAAUAAGAGUUAA
Entrophospora candida is the source of this 1065-nucleotide messenger RNA. The record is from the annotation of a GenBank genome assembly. Lineage: Eukaryota; Fungi; Glomeromycota; Glomeromycetes; Entrophosporales; Entrophosporaceae.